Eremomyces bilateralis CBS 781.70 is the source of this 1897-nucleotide messenger RNA. RefSeq names its product putative cytochrome P450. The transcript has 4 exons. Bases 1 to 1575 code for a protein of 524 amino acids. The record is from RefSeq and is a predicted model, not a curated record. NCBI's taxonomy places the organism in Eukaryota, Fungi, Ascomycota, Dothideomycetes, Eremomycetales, Eremomycetaceae. Gene Ontology annotation, molecular function: oxidoreductase activity, acting on paired donors, with incorporation or reduction of molecular oxygen; monooxygenase activity; iron ion binding.
AUGUCGAUCCUUGAAGCGGUCCUGACAUCGAUCCGCGAGCACUGGCUAGCUGCGGGUCUUCUGGUACCGAUCAUCUAUAUUGUGAGCGUUGCCUUUUAUCGUCUGUAUCUGCAUCCGUUGGCAAACGUCCCAGGACCGAAGUUGGCGGCGGCGACGUGGUUGUACGAAAUAUAUUUCUGGAAAAAGUUCGUGAUCGAAAUCGGAAGGUUACACGACAUCUACGGCCCGAUUGUUCGAAUCACGCCAAAUGAAGUCCAUGUAAAUGAUCCAGCGUUGAUUGACGCUGUGUAUCCUGGUGGAGGGAAGAAAGUUGAUAAGGAUCCCUACCAAGUUCGCAUGUUUGGGAUACCUGAUACAGCGUUCCUGACUAUCGAUCACGAAACCCACAGGAUCCGGAGAGGUGCACUCAACCGAUAUUUCUCGAAGGCAGCGGUUAAUAAGAUUGAACCGUACAUCCGCGAGGCAGCUGAGAAACUAUGCAGCUGCAUCGCCUCCUACGCCGGCUCCGAUACGGUCACUAUCUCCGUCGCGUUCUCAAGUUUCACGACGGAUGUCAUCACUGAGUACCUCUUUGCGAAGAGCUACCACAUGAUCGAUAGACCUCACUUCCUGCCCAACCUACAAGCCGGAAACGACUCGCUCGGGGAGCUUCUUCCCAUCCUGAAGCAACUCCCGUUCCUUCACACCGUAAUGCGCUGGAUCCCGCAGGAACGGAUGCUAAAGAUGAAUCCUGGCAUGGCCUCUUGGAUCCGCGUUGAGCAGGACUGCCAUCAGCAGGUCAAGGACGCCCACGCCCGUCUCGCAAAGCCGGACCGUGUCUACUACACUGUAAUUGACGAACUCCUUCAUGCGGACCUCCCCCCGGAGGAGAAGCGUGACGAUCGGUUGUUCCUGGAGGCUGUAGUCCUCAUUAACGCGGCCACUGAGACAACCUCCUGGAACCUCUCUCUCGCAACCUUCUACCUCCUACACCAGCCCCAUACCCUCGCCACAUUGCGCCAAGAGCUCCUGACUGCGUCUGGAGACUCCCUGGAACUCCCGUCUCUUACUACCCUCGAAAACCUCCCGUACCUCCAAGCCACGGUUGCGGAAACACUGCGGCACGCUUACGGGGUAGUCCAACGGCUGAUUCGUGUCCACCAGGAUCCUGUGCACCUGCGCUCGACUGUCAAGAUCCCAAACCGGGAUGGUUCCGAGAAGGUUCAGGUAAAGGAGGUGAGCUACGUUAUCCCCAAGGGAUACUCGCUGUCCAUGACGUCCCUAUGGAUCCACAAAAAUCCAGACCUCUUCCCCGAUCCGGAUAAGUUUGCGCCGGAGCGAUGGUUGGACGCCGAGGGGAUGAAGAGGAAAGAUUUGGACAGGUAUCUCAUGUCUUUCUCGAAGGGGACCCGGCAAUGCCUUGGGAUCAAUCUUGCAUAUGCAGAAUUGUACAUCUGCAUCGCAGCAGUGGUAUUACGUCUCGGGGACCAGUUGGAGCUGUUUGAGACAGAUAGGUCGGAUGUGGAGUUUGAUCAUGAUGUUUUCGCAAUGAGGCCGAAACCUGAGACGAAAGGUAUCAGGGUUACGGUUAGAUGAAACUUACAUUCUCUAGCUUGGUACGUUUUACUAUUCGCUUGACGGCCUAAUUGAUUUUGGCAGGCAGUGACCAGUAUCAGUUCCCUGCCUGUGGAUGCGUUUUUAUAUGGCACAAAUUGCAUGGGCUUUCUUGUCGAGGGUUUAGGGGUAGGUAUAUCUCGGAUCUUGGUAGAGGAUGGCGAGGAAUGUCAAUACAUUUCAUACGCUUCAAGAAUUCGAGUUGAAUAUCUCCCAUUGAUGGAAUGAUAGAAUCAUUGGCGCAGCUAAAAGCUUACUGAAUAACAAGGAGAAUCGUAACAGUCGUGUGAAGUAGUGUACUCAG